AUGGUCAAAAUCUGGGGAGGCUGGCCUGAGGUUCGCAUGAUGCGGCUGGGACCCCAGAGUCAUGGAGGCGAAACAAUGGAACGAGCCGAACCACUCCGUACUAUCAAGCUCAACGUGGCGCCCACGAUCGGAACGGUAGAGGGAUUGUCCACGGGUAAUAAAUCACUUUCAGCAUCCGAGAAAAAUUCUGGUCGCGUGGCUGAUUUGUGCUCGGCGAAGAUACUGGUUCUUCUUGUCGCAAAGCUUGUCAGUGUCUUGUCAAUAGUGAGCAGGGACAAGCAAAAUGCUACUCUUUCCAGUGUACAGCAUGAUUCUGAAACUGGAUCUCGAUGCGGUUUUCAACGUGAUGUUCGAGGCCGUGUUGUAUUUGUCUUCGGUGAUUCGUCAUUCGGAGACGGGAUAGUUUGGUUCAUCGGAACCAUCGAGCCAGAUGGAUGCUCAUAA
Penicillium vulpinum is the source of this 444-nucleotide messenger RNA. RefSeq lists its product as uncharacterized. The record is from RefSeq and is a predicted model, not a curated record. The transcript is spliced from 3 exons. The coding region runs from base 1 to 444 and encodes 147 amino acids. NCBI's taxonomy places the organism in Eukaryota, Fungi, Ascomycota, Eurotiomycetes, Eurotiales, Aspergillaceae.